UAAACCUACAGAUUCCCUUAUUUCUUCCCUAUCCUAUUCUAGAUCCGAUCAUUGUAAAAUACAUAGAUUCAUUUUAAAGAAAUUUUCCAAUCAUCAAUAUCAAUAUAAAAUAAGAUUCUCAUUCGGUGAUAAAGAUAUUUCUAAGCAUCUACCGAGAGAAAAAGAUUAUAUUAAAUCUGCAUGUAAUGCAAUUGAAUUUUUACAGUGGCAAAUGAAACAUACUAAAUAUCUAGAUAACAAAUUACGUAGAUAUUUGAAUAAAACUAUUCAAGAGACGAGGUUACUUAUAAAAAAAUUUAUUAACGAACAACCACAAACUUGGAAAUUAUUAGAUAUAAAAGAAUGUAUUAUGUCUCAUUUGGUGGCCGCCGGAUGUGAUGAUUUAAUCUCAUACAUUGUUUAUGAAAAGAGAGAUUUAAUGUUACAUAAUCCAAGAAGAUAUGCUUGGUCCAAAAGAGAAAGUGAUGAAUGCAAUAGAUUAAUUAGAUUAAUUGAUGUUAAGAGAAAAAUUUUAAAUCGGGAAAUUCCUCAAAUUCCUCAGCAAGAAAAAAAGCGUUUAAAUGGUGAUUGUUUGAGAAAACCCAGUGAUUUGAAAAUUGCUAUUGAUCAUAAAAACAAAAAUGCAGUCAAAGGUCUUGUAAGAUAUUAUUCAAUUCUUGCCAUGGAUCAUACUGGCUGGAUGUUUACCGUGUCUGAUGAAUUAUUAGAAUUACUUAAAUACAAUUCAGGUAAAUUUAUGUAUAAAUAAUAUAUUUAAAAAUGUGAUUUAAUUUGAUCGUUUAGUAACUUGAAAAUUUUUGUAGAUUAC
This is a messenger RNA of Rhizophagus irregularis DAOM 181602=DAOM 197198, 808 nucleotides long. The record is from RefSeq and is a predicted model, not a curated record. NCBI's taxonomy places the organism in Eukaryota, Fungi, Glomeromycota, Glomeromycetes, Glomerales, Glomeraceae.